This is a messenger RNA of Gongylonema pulchrum, 429 nucleotides long. The record is from the annotation of a GenBank genome assembly. NCBI's taxonomy places the organism in Eukaryota, Metazoa, Nematoda, Chromadorea, Rhabditida, Gongylonematidae.
AUGCUUAAUCUGGCAAAAAAUGCAUCAGUGUUUAGCUUGUAUCCUCCCAGACAGCUGUUGAAGCAACGAGUCAUCGCUACCGUGGCUACGGGAUUGCGGGUACUGUUGGCAAAUUUCAAUUAUGAAAGUGAACUGUAUCCAGAAUUCGAAAAAGUGACAAAAAAGCAUAAUUUGGAUGUUGAAGUGGCAGCCAGUGGAUUCACUUCACGUAUGGCCAAAGCAUACAACAAGGCUUUAGAAACUCUUCAAGACCAGAAAACCGAAGGGGAAUCAUCAACGGGCAGUGAUGAUGAUGAUGAUGAGGUGGAGAAAGAAGCGUCAUCUGAUGCUGAAAAUACGGAGCAAGAAUCGGAGGAAAAUGUGCAUAAUGGUGCUGAUUACAGGAGGUUAGCACUGGGUAAAUUUACCCAAAUCAUUUUCUCGCCUUAG